AGUCAAUUAUGAAUCUCUUCCAUGCUUCCUAUUUAUAAGACUUUUGGGUGCCCAUAAAUUGGGGUAGCUAGUUCCAUACUUCAUUUCUUAACUUCUUUGACAAAGCACAAAAAAAAUAUUUCUUUCCAUUUCAUUUCUUCUGUUUAUCCUAAUUUUGUGUCGGUGUUAUGGCUGAUCAUUCAUCAAGCAAUGGAAACCAUGAAAUAGCUUUGAAUGUAAAUGAUGAUUCCUCCAAAAAUUGUGAAGAUAACACUGUGCCUCUUUUGCAAAAGUUGGUGGCAGAAGUGGUGGGGACAUACUUCUUGAUAUUUGCAGGAUGUGCUGCCGUUGUUGUAAACCUUGACAAUGACAAAGUGAUAACACAUCCUGGGAUUUCAAUUGUUUGGGGCCUCACUGUUAUGGUUUUGGUUUAUUCUCUCGGUCACAUCUCCGGUGCUCAUUUCAAUCCGGCCGUCACCAUCGCCCACGCGUCGACCAAAAGAUUUCCUCUCAAAGAGGUACCAGCUUAUUUAAUAGCACAAGUUCUUGGAUCAACUCUAGCAAGUGGAACACUUAGGCUUAUAUUCAAUGGAAAUAAAGAUCAUUUCCCCGGAACACUUCCGGCUGGUUCUGAUCUUCAAGCAUUUGUGGUUGAAUUUAUCAUCACUUUUUAUCUUAUGUUCAUCAUCUCUGGAGUUGCCACCGAUAAUAGAGCGAUUGGCGAAUUGGCUGGACUUGCAGUUGGGUCUACGGUACUUCUAAAUGUCAUGUUUGCUGGGCCAAUUACGGGAGCAUCAAUGAACCCUGCAAGAAGUUUAGGGCCUGCUAUUGUUCAUAAGGAGUACAGAGGAAUAUGGAUAUAUUUGGUGGCGACGACUCUUGGUGCCGUGGCCGGUACAUGGGCGUAUACUUUCAUUCGGUACACGAACAAGCCGGUGCGCGAAAUUAGUAAGAGUGCGUCUUUUCUUAGAGGAGUACAAAAUGGUGGAUCAAAGUGAUUUAUUAAGGAAUGUGGAAAGCUUUAUAUCUUCAAUUUCAAUUUUUGAAGAUCAUUAUGUGUUAUGGUUUAAGUGUAAGCAGAGUCUCUCUAGAGGAAAUGGCGUAACAUUUAUCAAUGCAUUAACUGUAAUAUUUAUGUUUUGUUACAAACACACACACACUGAAUCAAUUUUCUUAUCAACAAAUAAAUUGUAAAAGAGCUUUGGUGAAUACUUUGACGAAUCUCUGAUUCAUGCUCAGUCUCAUUUGAUUCAAAAGCUAACUGAUUAUAAGGGGUAAGAUUGGAAUAUAUAAGAUAGUUUGAAGUUG
This is a messenger RNA of Lathyrus oleraceus (garden pea), 1287 nucleotides long. Its product is annotated as aquaporin NIP1-2. Gene Ontology annotation, molecular function: channel activity. Bases 168 to 977 code for a protein of 269 amino acids. Lineage: Eukaryota; Viridiplantae; Streptophyta; Magnoliopsida; Fabales; Fabaceae. The record is from RefSeq and is a predicted model, not a curated record. The transcript has 5 exons. Gene Ontology annotation, biological process: transmembrane transport. Gene Ontology annotation, cellular component: membrane.